Toxorhynchites rutilus septentrionalis is the source of this 2281-nucleotide messenger RNA. It is a transcript of the gene Ak3, whose product is annotated as GTP:AMP phosphotransferase AK3, mitochondrial. Gene Ontology annotation, cellular component: cytoplasm; mitochondrion. The record is from RefSeq and is a predicted model, not a curated record. Gene Ontology annotation, biological process: nucleobase-containing compound metabolic process. The transcript has a single exon. Gene Ontology annotation, molecular function: ATP binding; AMP kinase activity. Bases 142 to 789 code for a protein of 215 amino acids. Lineage: Eukaryota; Metazoa; Arthropoda; Insecta; Diptera; Culicidae.
AGUCUAAAGUUCAACAUAAACACAUUUUGAAGUGGUUUGUCUCUCAAUCGGCUGAUCGUACGCGUACUGAUAAUAACUGACGAAUCGAACAAGCGGCUAGUUUUGAUUCAGCUUUGUGAAGAACACGCGAUAAAUCCGAAUAUGAACUCAAAUUUGAUUCGUGCAGUUAUCAUGGGCGCUCCCGGCUCAGGUAAAGGGACAGUGUCGGCGCGAUUAGUGAAGACAUUUAACAUGCACCACAUCUCCAGUGGCGAUUUAUUACGAAGCAAUAUCGAACAGAAGACUGAGCUGGGCAGAAUUGCAGACAAAUACAUCAAAGAAGGAAAACUUGUACCAGACGUUUAUAUAACUCAAUGUAUUUUGGGCGAACUCGAUAAGAUUAGAACUAGCUCGUGGCUGCUAGACGGAUUUCCGCGCACACCAGAACAAGCCGAAGACUUGUGGCAGGCGGAAAAGAUUGACACCGUUAUUAACUUGGAUGUCCCUUUCGAUGUGAUAAUUGAUAGACUAAAGAGCAGGUGGGUACAUCUGCCGAGCGGGCGAGUUUAUAACAUCGGUUUCAAUGAUCCAAAAGUACGGGGAGUGGAUGAUAUCACCGGUGAACCGCUCAGCCAGAGACCUGAUGACAACCCAGCAGCAGUUAGGAAACGGUUGGAGAUUUACGAUGCCUGUACGAGACCCUUGAAUGAGUACUUCAGAAAGAAGGGUGUACUGGUUACGUUCAGCGGAAGGACAACUAAUGAAAUUUGGCCAAAUGUGAAAAAAUAUUUUGAUGGGAAAUUCCGAUGAUUUUCAAUAAGCACAAAACAAUUUUACUGUGAUGUAUGACGAAGCGUAAGAAAUGCGAGAGAGAACUGCCGAGAACAUGCCGAUGUGGAAUUGUAAAAAAUGGAUUGCGGUAGAAUUGAACAUAAUUCAAUGCACAAGUUGUAACUAGGGGAAUAAUGAGACUUGCAAGUUAAAUAUCAUAUAUAUUGGCAUUCCUAAAACUUAUAUAAGACAAAUUAAUAUUAUUAUUAGAACAGUUCAAAUUUUUUGAUGCAUACACUAUAUAUUCUUCGUUCGACGAAUGAACAGUAAUAAAAUGACUAUUACCAUAAUUGUUUAUUCAAUUAGUUUUUCAUCCGUUUUGUUGUCUAUUGAAAGGGCUUCACAAAAAGUUCAAAUUUACUUGUGAAUUACUCCACACUUCAAAUAUAUUGCCUAAUGCUUAUUUUUUUGAAAAUUUUACUAUUCAUCGCCGAUGUGGUCAGAUCCUCCACAUCGUCCUUCAGUCAGAUUUAUUAUAUAUAACAGGUCUUGUUGAAACAGAUUUAUUAUAUAUAACACCGUCUUGUUGAAACCACAUAUAAUUGAUUUAAGGACCUUCCAAUGCUGGCCAAUAAUAGUAGCAUGAAAUAGCAUGAAAACCACACCAAAUAGUACUUAAUUGUGGAUGCAAUGGUGUUUCUUGAAGUACAUGUGAACUUGCAUCUGACCAAUAACGCAAAUUUUGCUUCUAGACAAAGCCAAUUAGCCAAAAAUGAGUCCCAUCACUGAAGAUGAUUUUGUGAUGAAUGUGACCAUUUUUUUUCAAGAUUCACCAGAGCCCAAUCGGAAAAGUUUCAGCGUUUCAUAUAGUCAAGUGGUUUUAGUUUUUGAGUCAAUUUGAUCUAAUAAAGUAGCCCAAGAUCUUCUCGCCAAAUACGCCACAAUGGAGUUGGGAGAUGCCCAGUUCUUGAGAAAGCCAUGCAAUUGACUGAUUUAGGUUAUUUCGGAUGGAUUCACUUGUGGCUACGAUAUUUUUGUUGCUCGUUGGCACGGGAACAUCCAACAGCGAAAAUGUAGACCCACAAUUGGUCACUAAACUAUGCACAGCCUGCCUGGAAUCUUCAACUCGAUCUAUAUAAUAUUCCAUUAAGUCCGGUAUAUUGCAAGAGCUCCCCAAAGUGCUCCACUGCUAUUGGUACAACUACGUUCCUCUUACUUCAAUAUACAUCUGAACAUUAUUGAAGCUCUCAUUCCUAAUCCAAAUUUCAAUUCGAAUCAUGAAAUACGCCUUUUUUCUCCUUAGAUGGCACUAACGUUCCUAGAAGAACUUCGCCUUUUCAAUCAUAUUUAAUUAGUAGUACAUAGUUGAGAUUUCUCAGUCAAACAAUGCGUAUCAAUUCUGUUUCUAUCCCGAGAACACGCCUGUACCAGUAAAAGCCGGAACUUUUAUGAUGGAAGUGUCCAGACCACAAUGUUUCUGAGGUUGUUGACUGUGUUUGGAGGUGUGAGGUAUGGCUCUACAAUUAGCAUC